GUCUAUCGCGGAGGGCGGGGCCCGAGGCAGAAGACCAUGGCGUCGCGCAGGGCAGGCGUUUCGGUACCCAUGGCUCCGCUGCUGCUGCUGCUCCUCCUCGGGCCUCCGCCCGCGGUGAGCCACGGUGGCAAGUACUCGCGGGAGAAGAACGAGCCGCCGCCGCCGCCCGCGUCGCGCGAGCCGGGGGAGGAGUUCCGCAUGGAGAAGCUGAACCAGCUCUGGGAGAAGGCCCGGCGGCAGCUGCACCUCUCCCCCGUGAAGCUGGCCGAGCUGCACGCUGACCUGAAGAUGCAGGAGCGAGACGAGCUCAGCUUGAAGAAGCUGAAGGCGGAAGGGCUGGACCAGGAUGGGGAGAAGGAGGCUUCGCUCGUCCGAAAUCUCAACGUCAUCCUGGCCAGGUACGGGCUGGACGGCAGGAAGGACGCACAGGUGGUGCAUAGCAACGCACUAGCCGGCGACACCCAGGACGAUGGGCUGGGCGACCCUCGGCUGGAAAAGCUGUGGCACAAGGCGAAGACGUCAGGGAAAUUCUCCCCAGAAGAGUUGGCCAAGCUGUGGCGGGAGUUCCUGCACCACAGAGACAAGGUCCACGAGUACAACGUGCUGCUGGACACGCUGAGCAGGGCUGAGGAGGCCUACAACAACGCCAUCAGCCCCGUGGACCCGAGCCACGGCAAGGCUGACGACCUAUACGACAGGCACCGCGAGCUCAAGGCGAAGCUGCACAGCAUCCACCAGGGCCUCGACCGCCUGCGCAAGGUCAGCCACCAGGGCUACGGUGCUGCCGCAGAGUUCGAGGAGCCCCGGGUGAUCGACCUGUGGGACCUGGCACAGACGGCCAACUUCACCAAGAAGGAGCUGGAGUCCUUCCGGGAGGAACUCAAGCACUUCGAAGCCAAGAUUGAGAAGCACAACCACUACCAGAAGCAGCUGGAGAUCUCGCACGAGAAGCUGAAGCACGUGGAGCGCGUGGGCAGCCAGGAGCACGUGAGCCGCAACCGGGAGAAGUAUGUGCUGCUGGAGGAGAAGACCAAGGAGCUGGGCUACAAGGUGAGGAAGCAUCUUCAGGACCUGUCCAGCAGGGUCUCCAGGGCGCGGCACAAUGAGCUCUGAGGCCAGCACCAGUGGUAGAGAUGGAGCCAAGGGCCCAAGGCUCUCCUGGUGACAUCUAUGUGGACAGCCCCGGCCGCAGUUAAAGUGACAGGUUGGGCACAGCAUCGUGGCCAGGAGGACCCCUCCAUGUGCCCAUAGGUGCAUCUCAGACCCAUGGCAGGUUUCCUGUGCUUUGAAACAAACAUGGCCAUCCCCACCCCACAGGGACCCAAGGAUCCUCUGGACAGUCCAGGUCGCAGUCCUGUAGAUUUGUCACUGGAAGUGUCACAGAGUCCACUAACCACAUUAGAGCUGGGGGUACGGCUCAGGGUGCAGCCCCUGCCUGGCAAGUGUAAGGUCCUGAGUUCAGUUCCUGGUACAAAAAAACAAGCACACAUUACAGUCUGUAA
Messenger RNA from Cavia porcellus (domestic guinea pig), 1502 nucleotides. It is a transcript of the gene Lrpap1, whose product is annotated as LDL receptor related protein associated protein 1. Gene Ontology annotation, biological process: negative regulation of receptor internalization; negative regulation of very-low-density lipoprotein particle clearance. The record is from RefSeq and is a predicted model, not a curated record. Gene Ontology annotation, cellular component: endomembrane system; endosome; rough endoplasmic reticulum lumen. The coding region runs from base 37 to 1113 and encodes 358 amino acids. Lineage: Eukaryota; Metazoa; Chordata; Mammalia; Rodentia; Caviidae. The transcript has 8 exons. Gene Ontology annotation, molecular function: heparin binding; low-density lipoprotein particle receptor binding; lipase binding.